AUGGCAGGUUCUCCGCCGGACCCCCGGAGACUGGCACCCAGACUGGUAGCCAUGCUGUGGCUGGGGGUUCUGGGCUCCUGUCUGCUCCUCUACCUGAGAUGCUGCGAGUCCGGUUUAACACGAACUUCCCGAUUAAUCCGCGACGGAACGGGACUCGAACCCGGGCAGGACGGGGCCCGGUGGGUGGAUAGUACGGGGGCGGACGGAGGGAGUUUAGGGAAGGACUGGAGAGGAGCUCGGAGACUCCCGCACGCGCUCAUCAUCGGGGUGAAGAAAGGCGGGACGCGCGCGCUGCUGGAGUUCCUGCGCCUGCACCCGGAUGUUCGAGCGCUCGGUGCUGAACCGCACUUCUUUGAUCGGCACUACAGCCGCGGCCUCACCUGGUACAGGAGCAUGAUGCCCAAGGCGCUGGACGGGCAGAUCGUGAUGGAGAAGACGCCGCGGUACUUCGUGAGCGCCGAGACUCCGGCACGCGUCCGCGCCAUGUCCCGAGACGUGAAGCUGAUCGUGGUGGUGCGCGACCCGGUGACCCGCGCCAUCUCCGACUACACCCAGAUCGCCUCCAAGACGCCGGGCGUGGCCAGCUUCGAGACUCUAGCCUUCAGGAACAGGUCGGCCGGUCAGGUGGACUUCACCUGGAGCCCGCUUUACAUCGGCCUGUACGCCCAGCACCUGGAGCGCUGGCUGGCUCAUUUCUCGCCCUCUCAGAUCCACUUCGUGCACGGCGAGCGGCUGGUGGGCGACCCCGCCUUCGAGCUGGGGCGCGUUCAGGACUUCCUGGGUCUGCAGCGCAUCAUCACCGACAAGCACUUCUACUUCAACAGGACCAAGGGCUUCCCGUGCCUGAAGAAAGCCGAGGGCAGCGGCGAGCCGCACUGCCUGGGCAAGACCAAGGGCCGGACUCACGUACGCGUCCAACCCGAGGUGAUUCGCCUGCUCAGGAAGUUUUACCGGCCGCACAAUCUGAGGUUCUACAGGAUGGCUGGAAUGGACUUCGGAUGGAAGUGA
This is a messenger RNA of Trichomycterus rosablanca, 1008 nucleotides long. It is a transcript of the gene hs3st3l, whose product is annotated as heparan sulfate (glucosamine) 3-O-sulfotransferase 3-like. The record is from RefSeq and is a predicted model, not a curated record. The coding region runs from base 1 to 1008 and encodes 335 amino acids. Gene Ontology annotation, molecular function: [heparan sulfate]-glucosamine 3-sulfotransferase activity. The transcript has 2 exons. Lineage: Eukaryota; Metazoa; Chordata; Actinopteri; Siluriformes; Trichomycteridae.